Terrapene triunguis (Three-toed box turtle) is the source of this 4816-nucleotide messenger RNA. RefSeq names its product MICAL C-terminal like (gene MICALCL). The coding region runs from base 106 to 2520 and encodes 804 amino acids. The record is from RefSeq and is a predicted model, not a curated record. NCBI's taxonomy places the organism in Eukaryota, Metazoa, Chordata, Testudines, Emydidae. The transcript is spliced from 11 exons.
UCUCCUAAGAAGCCUAAGAAUGCCCCUGAGCACUAUGACUUUGAGAGCAGGUGUUCAGCCCUUUCCUCUGAUUGGACUUCUGUGAGAAUCAUCCCAGAGGAAGAAAUGACAGAGCACAACCUUCUGGCCAUUCGAGUCAUGGUAACCAGUGAUGGGAGCAGUUCAGAGCUGGAAUCUGAUUUUUAUGGUGACUCAUCGAAUUCUGAAAUUAGUGAAGGACAGAUCUCAUUGCCUGAGCCUGUGUCCUAUACAAACCCCAUAAGAGAGCAUGCAUCGCUGACCACCAGUUCUGUGAAGGAAGAAGAGUGCUGUGAAAAGUCCAAAGCUGCUGAUGCACUACAAAGAGCCAAUAGUUUCCACUCCUCUACACUGAAUAAAUACCAGAAUUGGAGAAGAAAAAUUCAAUCUAAUUUCCCUCUACUGUACAGCAAGAGAAUUGGGCUUCAUUCACAGGAGACCUCUGCCAGAUCUCAGAGUGCUCUUGAAGAUUGCGUAUCCCAAUCACAGUUGACAUCUCACAGCAAACCACCAGAAAUUGCAAGAGGACUUUUCAAACCCUACAUCCCAGUGUUGCAAAGAAAGGCAAAAGCCAAAGAAACACCUGAAGAAAUCCACCGAUAUGUGCCCCAUCACCCACUUCAGAACAGUACUACUGGAUCUCCAUUGAUACAUUCUGGAAAUGUUACUUCAGUUGCUAAUGUAUAUAAGCAUAGAGAUGAAAAUGGUAACAAUGAGGAAUAUAAUGUAGGUAACUUGAAUGAGAGUGAAGAAUGUACCACCAAAAAAGGGGCCUUCAACAGAAAAAAUAUAGAUUUGUCCUCUCUAGACACAGAAAAAAAAGAUGAAAGAAAUCCAAGACAGCUGAAAGAACAGCCUGACCUAGAAAUAAAUGAAAUAAAAAAACAGAUAAGGAACAAAUUAAUGCUUGGUGCAGAGCAGCAAUCCAAAUUACUUGAUUUGAACAAUGCAGAUCUAGGUGGAACAAAACCAGAACAUCAAAGCCAAAGAAUGCUGGAAAUUUCAGAAUGGAAGGAUGUUGAUGGUAAUAGGGGAAAAAACAUAUUCAAGCAAUCCAGUCUUUCUGUGCCUCUUCCAUUUGCAAAUGAUACUUUGCCAACUUCGUCAGCAGACACAAAAGAUAUUCCAAAGAGUCCAGACAGUUCUGUAGAAGAACAUCUGUCUAGCCAACCGAAAUCACCAUUGAGACUAAUUGCCAAUGCAAUAAAGAGAUCCAUUCUAGAACCUCUUGUGUCUCAUCCAGAAAGCAUAAAAAAGAACCCAGACAGUAAAGCCAACCCUACUUCAGAACACACCUUUUUCAAUUCCCCUAAUACUUUUGGCCGCUCUGUACGUUUAAGGAACAGUAACGGUAAUAGUGAACAUGACGUACAGCUACAAGAAUCUAAUGGACUGGAAACUAGAAGCUCAGUAACAAACCCACCUAGUCUUUCCUAUAGUCUUGAAGAGAAAUCUUCAUGUGAUUCCACAGAGGUAUUGCUUCCGGUUUACAGUUUGCACACAGGUCCUUCCAAAGCUGCUGCUAAGCCUGAAAAUUCAUCUGGUGCAAAGACGGAGGAUGUACCCAGACUCCUAGAAAACUUUACUCUUAAAGAAACUCCACUGAGUGCUUCCACUGAUGACUUAUGUAUUUGUAACCAGAAGAACCUUCCUUUUUCAUCUCUAAGUCUCAAGAACAAAACUUCCGAGGACAUCCUUGGAGAUCCUGCACAAAUGAAUGAUAUCUGCUCGCUCUUUAGUAACUUGAGGAAUAAAGUCAAUGAAAGGGAAAAGAACGAUUCCUUAAAGUCAUCUAUGUCCUUCAUUAACAACUUUUCCCCAGAAAAAGUGCUAAAUAAUCCUUCCACUGAUGAGGACUCAGGCUCCGAACACCUAUCUGUCAAAAAACAAGUGACUACGUGUUGUUGUUCUUCCUCUGAUGGUGAAUUUGAACACAAGCCUUCAAUAGCACUCAAGGCAAAAAGGACCCUUAGAAGAAGGAGAAAACUAGAAAAGGAAACAAAGCAACUGGUUAAACAAGAGGAGCUGAAAAGACUCCAUAAAGCCCAGGCUAUCCAGCGCCAACUGGAAGAAGUGGAGGAAAGACAGAGGGCCCUAGAGAUAAAUGGUGUUAAACUGGAGAGGGAACUGCGAGGAGAAUCAGAUUCAGGCACACAGGAUGAAACUCAGCUGUUACAUGAAUGGUUUGAGCUGGUCCUGGAGAAGAAUAAAUUAGUGCGGUAUGAGUCUGAGCUCUUGAUCAUAGCCCAAGAACUAGAACUGGAGGAUCACCAAAAAAGAUUGGAACAGAAACUGAGAGAGAAAAUGGCCAUUGAUGAUAGCCUAAAAGAUGAACGAGAACUGAACGAGGAACAUGAAAUUUUUACUGAGAUGAUGAAAGUGAUUGAAGAAAGGGACAAACUUGUAUCUUCCUUAGAAGAGCAGAGACUGAAAGAAAAGGCAGAAGAUCAGCACUUUGAAAGCUUUAUAUUAUCUAAGGGUUAUCAACUCACCAGGACUUAGCCACAUGCAAAUGUAUGGAACUUCAGCUAUGUUAACCAACAUGGAGACAGUCUUUUGGCAAGGAUCUGGCUGAAAUUGAAGGAAUCAUAUCAUUUUAGUAUCAAACACUUUUAAACAGGCUCUUUGCUUGCACAACAGUGUCUCUAGUUCCACACAGAUAAUUACAGGAAGAAACAUCGCAAUCUCAUUGUCAGCAAAAAGGGCUAGUCAUCCUGUGAGAUGGAAAAGAACUGAAUUCACCUGUGUGAUGGACAGUGUGUGAAAAUUACACUGGAGCUGUCCAUUGUUUUCCUUUUCCCUGUAAUUCUAUUUUAAUUCUGAGAACAGAGUUCCUAGAGACGUAACUACAUGAUCUGGUACUUUUGAAACAGCAACAUUUUCCAUUCAUUUGUCUGAAUCUGUGUGUAUUUUUUUCUAUUUUGGCAUGGUUGAGCCACAAUGAACUGUAUUCAAGUGUCAAAAAUAAGCAUCACCAAUGUAAAAAUCAGGUUAGUGUUUAAAAUGUAUUUCUAAAGGAGGAGGGGAAGAGUCUUUAGAAUACUGACUACACAUGUUGUAAAUAACAAGUGUAAAUGCAAGGUCAGGCAAAUUUAAUUAUCAGGUGUAUUUGCAAGCUUGAGUGCACUGUAUGUAUUGAAUGAGGACUUAAUACAAUAUUAAAACCUUACAUUAUGUAAAACUGUAACUUAAUACCAAAGGGAUUACUAUUCUUAACAAAAUGUUGUAGAGUCAGAAGACCUUUUGUCUGUAGCUGACCAAAGUAAUCACUGAAAUAUGCUUGAAGAACAUUUUAAAAAAUUGAUUAACAUGUAUAUGGUAGAUUUUGCAAUAUGCAUUCUUCACAAAAGCAUGUACUGUAUCUCAAAGUUAUCACUAGUUAGAGACUUGGAACCGAAUAACAACAAGAACUGUGGCAAAAUUAUUUUCUGCAUUUUUAUGCUGAUAGUUGAUGCUUGCAUAUCAACCACAUUGAAACUGCUGCUAAGAUGAAUGCAUAAAUAAGACUGUCAGAGCUAUAUCUGUUGAAUGCAUUUUUUACUUUAAAAAACAUAGAAAAGUGCCUUCUAGCUUUUCUCGCACAUGCAUAGACAUAGCAGUUGUGCAAAAGAUUUCCUUAGGCUAUGUUUUCAAUUUACUGUGAGCAGUCUUCUAAAUCUGAGAUGAUUUUGUAAUUUACAGUUGAUUGUUUCUCCCAGUUGUAUGUAUGAUAGUCUGAAAAUUCAGUAUAAGAGACGUGGAGAAACUGGAGGACUGUUUUUGAAUAUUGUUUUACCUCAUUUUCUGACUGGAAGGGUUUACUGUUCUCAUUACUAAAUGAGAAGUGCUUAAAUGCUGUUUCUGCCUACAGUUCAGCAGAGGCAAAGGAAACUCUUCUAAAUGUAAUUGUAAAAGCUUUAGGCUAAUAAAACCCCACUACACACUGGAUUUUGUUAAAAUAAGUUAUAAUCUACCUUAGUUUUUGUUACACUGAAAUUUCUUAUAAUACAUCUUUUUAAAGAUACAAUCCAGAUUUUAUCAUCAUUCGUGGAUUAUCAAUAUACCUCUGUAGAGGGUGAGAUAAGAAUACUAUUGUUCUACAGUAUUUAUCUAUUUAUAUUUAUUUGUAUAUGUAUCUGUUUACAGGAAAUACCAAUGUCUAAUAAUAUUUUACAUAGUUUGGUGAAUUCUGUCUGUGCUUUGGAUGGCAGCUAUGAGAUCUACAAUAACAACAUGAUGGUAAAGCCAUGCAUAGUAGAGCAGGGGAUUAUAUCACUAAUGUAUCCAAUAGGAACAAAAUAUAAAGUAAGACACAAACAAUAUCUUCAGAUAUUACACAUAGGAAUACAUUUCUAACAUGAUGCACAGGGAUUUAGUUACAUUACUUCCAUUAAUCAGUGGGAGAGGCAUAGCAGAAUCCCUGUGUACAUUCUGAAUCUAUCCUCUAGCAUCUUUUUAUCUGUUAUAUGCUUGUAUCUGUUAUAUGCCUGAUCUUUGUGAGUCCUCUUCUUAAAUUGUCUCUCUUGUUUAAGGUGGACUCAGUGGUAUUUACUAUUGAAGAUGAACUACAUAUAUAGUGAAGACCAAAAUUAAAUAAAUCCCAGGUUUCAGUGCAGACUUGCCUGUGUUUUGAAUGCGGGAGGCAUUCAGCACAGAAAUAAACAUUUUUAAAGUUAUUUUUUCUCCUUUGAAAUCCACUGGCACUUCCUGCUUUGCCAAGGAUUUCCUAGAUUCUUUUUCCUUCUGGCAUCAUUGAUACCAGAAGUUUUAUGCAACUCAAUGAAGUCACAGAAUGAUGCAUUCUGGGAAAUCUGUAGCC